UAAAAAUAUAUUGUAAAAAUGGUUAUCAAUCAUAAUUUCCAAGACUUAUUUGAAACUCUUAGUGGGACUAAAGUGCUAAAUUUACCUACAUACAAAGAGAAUGCGUUAAAAAUAAACUUCCAAAGUUCUGAUCCGUUUGGUCAACAGACUUCAUACAACUGGCUCCUUUGACCGACGUAGUAGUGAAGGGCGGCCUUCUACUUCAAAUACUCGUUUAGAAGAUGAUAUUCUGGACCAUUUUGAAUAAGAUCCGACCACUAGUACUCACCGCGCUGGUUUAUUGAUUGGCGUUAACCAUUGGACAGUUAGGCGAACGCUAAACAGAGACAGUCAACACCCUUGUCACUACCGUGAGACCCAAGCGCUCUCCGCCAGUGACUUCAGACCUCGUGAGGAAUUUGCUCAAUGGUUUUUCGAGCAAGUGGUUGCUGACCCAAAGUUUAGCCGGAAAAUCCUAUGGACUGAUGAGGCUUCAUUCACACGGGGAACAAAAAACAGUGUAUAAAGGGCAGAAGCCCCUGUUACCUUUUGCUGCGAGUGAAGUAUUUCAUGCCCCCAUCAGCGGCUGGAGGAGGCUGACAGCUGCUGUGGAUAAGAACUACAAAAUAGUCUAUGAAAUAAAUUUUGACAUUAAGGGCAGCAAUUUAAACUUUCGUCCAGGCGACACUAUAGGGGUAAUUCCUGAAAAUUCUCAAUCCGAAGUGGAUUGUGUCAUUGAACACUUGGACCUAAAGGAUGUGGCAGAUUGUGACUAUGUUCUUAGUAUAGAUAGUACACAGAAAAGUGGCAGAGUACCAGCACAUCUGCCAGUGGAAUCAACUUUGAGACAUGUAUUAACACAUUGUGUUGAUUUGAGGGGUGUAUUAAAAAAGCUUUUUCUCCUCACACUAUCAAAACAUACAAAAGAUGAAAAGGAGAAAAGGAUCCUUGAAUAUCUCUGCAGCAAAGAAGGCGCCAUAGCAUAUACAACACAUAUAAUAAACAAACAUACAUGCCUACUGGACAUAUUUGCUAUAUUUCCAUCAUGUAAACCACCUGUAGUAGUUAUUUUGGAAAAUUUACCACGACUCUUACCAAGACCUUAUUCUAUUGCAAACUGUGAUGAAAGUUCUAUCAAAAUCUGCUUUUCCGUUAUAGAUAUUGGUAACAAUAGAAAAGGAUUGACUACAGGAUGGUUGGAAAGAAUUAUUAUAAGGCAUAAUAGUAGUAUAGAAGAAGAAAUGAAAAAUUUGAAUAUAAAUAUCUCUAAUAUAGAAAAAAAGAUUCCUAUUUAUAUAAGAAAGAAUAUAAAUGAUUUUCGGUUACCAGAGAAUUUGGAAACUCCUAUUAUUUUAAUAGGACCUGGUACUGGAGUUUCACCUUUUAUAGGAUUUUUAGAAGAGAGAAAGUAUUUAUACAAAGUUAACCCAGAAGUUAAGAUGGGUUAUGCAUGGUUAUUUUUUGGUUGUAGAAAUCCAAAGCUAGAUUUUAUUUAUGAAAAAGAAUUGGAUGAGUUUGUAUUGGAUGGGGUACUGAAUAAAUUGACAACCUCGUUUUCUAGAUGUGGCAACACUGAGAAUCAUUAUGUACAGGAUGCUAUACAUCAAAAUGGCGAAGAACUUACAAAGUUAUUACUGCAAGGAGCUCAUGUCUAUAUUUGCGGAGAUAUUAAGAAAAUGGCGCCAUCAGUCAAAGAGGCGAUCGUGCAAUGUAUAGCGAAGUAUGGCGACAAGGCAAAUGAUGCGGAACAAUUUGUAGAAGAUAUGAUAAAGGAGAAAAGAUAUAUACUUGAUAUAUGGAAUUAAUUACGAUUACUUAUUGUAAAUAAAUAGGCAAAUUAUUGUAAAUACUUACGUAAUAAAAUUAUUAUUUUUGCAAA
This is a messenger RNA of Maniola jurtina (meadow brown), 1858 nucleotides long. Its product is annotated as methionine synthase reductase-like. The coding region runs from base 465 to 1784 and encodes 439 amino acids. Gene Ontology annotation, molecular function: [methionine synthase] reductase (NADPH) activity; flavin adenine dinucleotide binding; FMN binding. Lineage: Eukaryota; Metazoa; Arthropoda; Insecta; Lepidoptera; Nymphalidae. The transcript has 6 exons. Gene Ontology annotation, biological process: homocysteine metabolic process. The record is from RefSeq and is a predicted model, not a curated record. Gene Ontology annotation, cellular component: cytosol.